AUGUCCUCUACCAAUGCCUUUCAUCUGCAUAAUAACACCAACAUUGCCCAGUUGGCACGGGAAUUCAGCGUUCCAUACCGGAGGCAUCGCGCCCGUAUUCACGGGCGGGGAAGUAAAACCACUGCUGCCAGCCUAAAAAAGACAUUAAACCUAAUUCAGGAGAGAGCAUUGAAAACCCGGAUCGAUACCCUACACAUUGGCAAUAUGGGUAUAUACCCUCCUCUUAUUGAAAUACUGGUGGUCAAAAAGAGUCUGUUAGUAGCAUUCAAUAUAUAUCCGCCGAUGGUUGCGUAUGAAAAUAUUACUACCCCCGAUUUCCGGAUCAUACCUAAAGUUUAA
Molecule: messenger RNA, 339 nt
Organism: Penicillium hordei
Lineage: Eukaryota; Fungi; Ascomycota; Eurotiomycetes; Eurotiales; Aspergillaceae
Exons: 2
Coding region: 1-339 (112 amino acids)
Source: RefSeq, a predicted model, not a curated record